Sphaeroforma arctica JP610 is the source of this 678-nucleotide messenger RNA. RefSeq lists its product as hypothetical. The record is from RefSeq and is a predicted model, not a curated record. The transcript is spliced from 2 exons. NCBI's taxonomy places the organism in Eukaryota, Ichthyosporea, Ichthyophonida. Bases 1 to 678 code for a protein of 225 amino acids.
AUGUCUGGGAACAAUUAUAAAUUGCGCUUACAAAUCUUAGAACUGGAAGUCAGAUCGUUUGUAGAAAUCAGAGUGUUGGGCGUCUUUCUCGCAGUAAGACUGGGGACAUUUCUUCAAAUCACUCUGGUUGCGUACGUCAAGCCAGGGCUUGGGAUGCAUGUCGGGCAAACACGCCUCGACCACGCCCUAACACGGCAUACUCUUCUGCCAUCGGUCAAGGCUUUGCCUACGCGGAAAGACAUUGUCCGGGACAUUCAGAAGAAUGCCGACAAGCAGGGCAUGUUCCAUAAUCAAUCUCUUAUACCGCCAACAUCCAUCUCUAUCGAUAUCUGUGAAGCACUCAUCCUGGUUUGGUACAAGGCCUUACCGGAGCUUUACACCUGCCUUAAGGACCUACAGACCGCGCUCCGUGCCUUUAUUGCGGCCGCCUAUUCAGGAGAACUGAAGGAAGGGGUCCUACAAGCACUCGACAUGUAUGGUACCACACAGGCAGCAGCGUAUACAGCCCGUAUGAUCACUGCGCGCGGACGUCCUCCUGCGCCCUCUCCAGGUCGCCUCAGCGACUCAGGAUACCAGAGCGAGACUGGAUACACCAGCAGUCAGCAGCCACACCGCGACUCCCGCUCAUACAGGGGAGAGGGGACGCUCCUUCGACUGCCACCGCUCUCCGUCACAUAG